AGUCAACUAAUAGCUGACGGUUCACGGGGUGAAUUAUAAUUGACAUUCAACUAAAGGACAACAAUAGUGUGGAUAUUCAUCUCUAAUCGACGCUUGUAUUGACAUAUCAAUAGAGAACGUGUACUUACAUAUGGAUAUAAUCUGAGAACGCAUAUUUAACGUUUUAGGAGGAAGUUAAACGGCUGUUGUUGUUUUCUGUCUGUCUUCGCGAGUCCAUGUUGACGCUCGCGUGCUUUCUUUGUUGAGGUUUUCCUGUGCGUGUUUUUGUUUGAAAUAUCAAUCCGUCAGGUCAGUGGCGAGUGUUUUGUCUAGGCGUACAGUCUAAACACACUGAAUUCGCUGAUGCACGCGCAUCGUGUCAGUCACAGGGUGUGUAAAGCAACUAUAUGAAUUUUCGCUGUGUAAUUCAGCCGACACGAGCGCAGAGAUCUAGCUUCAACAUGGGAAAAGUUUUUCUUGAGCAAGGCUGAAAAAGACGUAAUCAGACCAGACUUUAUACCAGAAUUGAGAAGCCAAGUAUGGGCGUUGCUGGAGCAUUCGUGAUUUCAGAAGGGGCUGCGGUACAUAAGGAGUGAUGGUGGUCAACACGAUCCACUGGUUCAGGAAGGGCUUGAGGCUCCAUGAUAACCCAUCUCUGCGGGACUCUAUAAUAAGAGCAGAUACUCUGAGAUGCGUUUACAUACUGGACCCCUGGUUUGCAGGAUCGUCCAACGUGGGAAUCAACAGAUGGAGGUUUUUGCUGCAAUGUCUUGAGGACUUAGACGCCAGCCUUCGCAAGCUUAACUCUCGCCUCUUUGUCAUCAGGGGACAACCCACGGAUGUCUUUCCAAGACUUUUCAAGGAGUGGAAAAUCACCCGGCUGUCAUAUGAAUAUGACUCCGAGCCCUUCGGGAAGGAUCGUGAUGCAGCCAUUAAGAAGCUGGCCACUGAGGCAGGGGUGGAAGUCUUCGUCAGGAUCUCCCAUACACUCUAUGACCUGGACAAGAUCAUAGAGUUAAAUGGAGGACAGUCUCCUCUCACCUAUAAACGAUUUCAGAUGCUCAUCAGCAGAAUGGAUCUUGUGGAAAUACCAGCAGAGACUAUCACGGCUGUAGUCAUGGGCAAAUGCGCCACACCAGUCAGCGAUGACCACGACGACAAGUUUGGCGUUCCCUCGCUGGAGGAGCUCGGUUUUGAAACGGAUGGACUGUCCUCAGCUGUGUGGCCUGGUGGAGAGACAGAAGCUCUGACUCGACUAGAGAGACACCUGGAGAGGAAGGCUUGGGUGGCUAAUUUUGAGCGUCCCAGAAUGAAUGCUAAUUCCUUGCUGGCCAGCCCCACAGGCCUGAGCCCUUACCUCCGGUUUGGCUGCCUCUCCUGCAGACUUUUCCAUUUCAAGCUCACAGACCUCUACAGAAAGGUCAAGAAAAAUUGUGUUCCACCACUGUCCCUUUACGGCCAGCUGCUCUGGCGUGAGUUCUUCUACAUGACUGCCACUAACAACCCACACUUUGACAAAAUGGAGUUCAAUCCCAUCUGCGUGCAGAUCCCGUGGGACAGGAACCCCGAAGCUCUGGCGAAGUGGUCAGAGGGCCGGACUGGUUUCCCGUGGAUUGAUGCCAUAAUGACCCAGUUGAGGCAGGAGGGCUGGAUCCACCAUCUGGCCAGGCACGCUGUUGCUUGCUUCCUCACACGUGGAGACCUGUGGAUCAGCUGGGAAGAGGGCAUGAAGGUGUUUGAGGAGUUGUUGCUGGAUGCAGACUGGAGCGUCAACGCUGGAAGCUGGAUGUGGCUUUCGUGCAGCUCAUUCUUCCAGCAGUUUUUUCACUGUUACUGUCCGGUGGGCUUUGGUCGACGUACCGACCCAAAUGGAGACUAUAUAAGACACUAUUUGCCCAUAUUGAGGGGCUUCCCUGCCAAAUUCAUCUAUGACCCUUGGAAUGCCCCAGAAAGUGUUCAGAAGAUCGCUAAAUGCAUAAUUGGAGUGCACUACCCUAAACCCAUGGUUAAUCACGCUGAGGCCAGCAGGAUAAACAUCGAGCGAAUGAAGCAGAUUUACCAGCAGCUGUCCUGCUACCGGGGCCUCGGGCUCCUUGCAACUGUUCCAUCCAACGCAACCAACAAUGGAGAUGGUAAUGGAGCAGGUCCUUCCUCAGGAGACAACACACAGGAGAGCACUCACAUUACAGCAGUGCACCCAUCACCAGCAAGUUCUCAACCAAAAUUCUCACCAUUUACAGUGUCAUGUGAUCAACUGUCUGUCAACAGUGUACAGCCACAACCAGGUUACUCAGGUGUUGGUAUUGUUGGACAAGCUCACAAACAGUCACAGAGGGGUGAGGGACAUGUAUUUUGAAGCUCUGAGAAGCUUGUGAGAAAUUUAAUAGUAACCAUGAAAUCAUAAAGUCCACUGCGUAAACAGCAAAUGCCACAAGGCAAUAUGUACUUUAACUUCAUUAGAGAUACCAGUGAAGUCUUUAGUCUAAACAUUAAAAAGCGCAAAAUUAUCUCAAAAUGCUGCCCAGAGGGCAAAAUAUUGGGAAAUGCUUGCAAAUAAGAUUCUGUCGGCAGCACACGGGUAAACAUUCAAUGAUCUGAAUAUUUAUCUGCAUAAUACAUACCUCCAAGAGGUAUUUUAUAUUGCUCAUUAUUAGAGAUUUUGUUGGAAGAAUUUCAAAAGCUACAUAAAUUACUUGGCACAACACAUAUGUACGUGGCAAUACAACAAUGACCCAGUGCCAUGACAAAAAUGUACAUUUAUAAUAUCGUAAGGGAGAGAAAUGACAUAAAAUGACAUUUUCGUCGAGCACAAUAUGGGUUGACAAUGUUGUAUUUGGUAAGAACCACCUUCCACGACAUUAAAGCUGCAGUCCGUAACUUUUUUUGGUUAAAAAUGAUCCGAAAUC
Sinocyclocheilus grahami is the source of this 2885-nucleotide messenger RNA. It is a transcript of the gene cry1b, whose product is annotated as cryptochrome circadian regulator 1b. NCBI's taxonomy places the organism in Eukaryota, Metazoa, Chordata, Actinopteri, Cypriniformes, Cyprinidae. Gene Ontology annotation, cellular component: cytoplasm; nucleus. Gene Ontology annotation, molecular function: DNA binding; FAD binding. The record is from RefSeq and is a predicted model, not a curated record. The transcript is spliced from 14 exons. The coding region runs from base 575 to 2335 and encodes 586 amino acids. Gene Ontology annotation, biological process: circadian regulation of gene expression; negative regulation of DNA-templated transcription; entrainment of circadian clock by photoperiod.